AUGGCUGGUCGCAAAGUAAUCUUUUUAAUUGAUGGAGCAAGAUGUCAUUCUUCUAGUAAUUUAAAACUACAUAAUACAACUGUUCACACCCUCCCCCCAAAUACAACUUCUCAUAUACAACCUAUGGAUGCCGGCAUUAUAAUGUCUUUCAAGUAUGAUGAUAAUAAAAUGGAUGUUCUUACUACUAUAAAAUUUAUCGUUUACGCAUGGAGAGAGGUGUCAGCAGCAACAAUACAAAAUUGCUUUAAACACACAAGAAUUCUUCCGAUUGUUCAAGAUAAUGAGAAUGCUUUUGACGACAACGAUAAUGAUUUGAUGGAAGAAUUGUAUAAUAAUGUAGAGAUGCUUAACUUUCAAAAUAUGAUGGAUUUGAAAGAAUACAUUAAUUAUCCAGAAGAAAAAUAUAUAACCGGAGUGUUAAGUGACCAGGAAAUUAUAAACCAAAUUACAUACCUAGAACCGGAAACAGCUGAAGAUGAUGAGGAAGAUGAUAGUACAGAAUUACCUCAAGUUAAUCACAAAGAAGCAUUAGACACUAUACGUUUAUUAGAGUUAUAUCUUAUGCAACAGAACCUUAGCAAUGCAAUUCAUAUAGAACAUGACUCAGUUUUAUCAAAAUUGUCUGGGCUA
Cetraspora pellucida is the source of this 630-nucleotide messenger RNA. Lineage: Eukaryota; Fungi; Glomeromycota; Glomeromycetes; Diversisporales; Gigasporaceae. The record is from the annotation of a GenBank genome assembly.